AUGACUAUCACCCCUGACAAACAGAAACAGAAACAACAACAACAACAACAACAACAGGACCAAUCGUUCGACUACGUUCACGCGUGCAAAUGCAUCGCGAUGAUAUUUGUCGUGGCGGGCGUGGUGCUGAUGUUCUUCGAGACCGGGUUGGACCCACAACAGAAGCUACAAAUCAAGCAACUGCACAGGUUGGAGUCCGCCGUGCCCGGCGCUUGA
Molecule: messenger RNA, 216 nt
Organism: Saccharomyces kudriavzevii IFO 1802
Lineage: Eukaryota; Fungi; Ascomycota; Saccharomycetes; Saccharomycetales; Saccharomycetaceae
Gene: MEO1
Product: Meo1p
Exons: 1
Coding region: 1-216 (71 amino acids)
Source: RefSeq, a predicted model, not a curated record